Messenger RNA from Sungouiella intermedia, 2979 nucleotides. Lineage: Eukaryota; Fungi; Ascomycota; Pichiomycetes; Serinales; Metschnikowiaceae. The record is from the annotation of a GenBank genome assembly.
AUGGACACCGACGAAGACGAACAACCUAUCAUGGAGUUCGAGCUCCCGCUCCACGGCGGCCCCUCGGUUGACUUGUUUGAGCUGCAUACCUAUCUUUUCGAUAUACUAGAACUCAACGAAGAUGACAAACUACUACUGCGACUAUUCUACAUGAUGGCGGCGCUCUGCGACCCCAUGACACAACCUGGCGAGAGUGGAGACUACCAGCUUAGUGUUAGAGGAUUGGCCGAUGCCUGUACAGCACUAGGUUACCAGAUUCUAUUGGAAAUGAGGCAUGAAGCUCACAACUCCGACAACAACGACAUCCACCCUCAGUUGGCUCCCAUUCGAGUAGAUCUGAACAAACUCAAGUUCACUCUUUCUAUGAAGUUUUUUGAGAUCCUACAAGCCAUUAAUGUAGCGCUUCGGGUGGAGGAUGAGCUCCGAGUGCGUCAUUUGGAGAACGAUAAAAAUCACUGGGAUGCUGGAAGUCGAUUCUGGCUCCCGAAACUAUCAUCUGACGACGAUGAGCAGCCUCUAAAAACACUAUAUUACAUGUCUUGUACUAUAAUUAUGAGUUUGCAUCUCAUGUUCCGCGAGAGCAUUUUGAGUCCCUUUACUGACCACUUUGUUCGUCUUUGGAAAACUCAUUCAUGUAUAAUUCAAUUGGCAUUGGAAUUGGACAGACAAUUGGAAGAAGAUGCCUGGUCCAAGAAGGGAGAGUAUUUUGACACGCCCGAUAAAGUCAAGAGAGCGCUCAUGGGUUCGAGUGCAGUGAGAAUUGUGCUUGCAGCGGUGUUGGAGGAUUUCUUCAAACUGAAAAAGCCUGACAAUCUGAGAACGACUCACGAAAUGGUAGUCCAUGACAUGGAAAAACUUCUGAUUCUAGAUUUUUUCGACCCGUUGAGUCGAGAAAUGGCCGGAGGUGGAAGUCUUCAUACCCGACUCGAACAUUUUGCUUUGGCAAUGCUCAUCUUGAGACUAAAGACCAAGUUCACUCCUUGUUAUACACUCGACAACGAUUUAAACUUCACUACUGGAAAAGAUCCAGAGUAUCCUGUUGGUGACAAAGAACGUAGAGACAGAGAUGCGAUAUUCCGUUCAGACCCAGAUGGCUUGUGUCAGGAUUUAUUGACGGAUCUCUACUAUGACGAUAAACUUGAUGAUGACGUUAAGUAUGUUUUCGGACACUACGAUUCAGACGAGGAGGACAGCGAGUCCGAGACUGCUCAAGAAGCGGGAUUCCCAAUGGCACUCCGAAAAGACAAAGACGACAUCGAAUUUGACGAACUUGGCAGAGAUUGGAGAGAUCAGGUUAGGGGUACAAAUGUCAACUUAACUCCAGAGUUCAAAGCUCUUCUCGAUGAGUAUACAGCCAGUUCGAAAAAGGAAGGUUCGGACCACUUCUUCAGCUGUAUCGAGGAACUUGAAGAGGGUCUCAAAGUCUUCACACUGUUGGAGAUUGAGUACAUGCCCAAGUUUCUUCAGCACGUUGGACAAUCAUUACUCAAUACAGUGGCAUAUGCUGCCACCCGUGCAUUAGAUGGAGACCACGACUUCAUUGAUCGGAUUCAUGUAUUUUUGGUUUCUCCCGCAAAGCCUGAUUUGAUUGAGGAAGCUCUUCAACAAAAGCCAUAUCUUAUCCAGAGAAGAUACCUCACUGCAUUUGAACUCAUUCUAGUGUUCAACCCCAAAACGGCAUGUGCCAUGAUGGACGAACUUCUCAUGGUCAAUGGGUUGAGACGGCUGAUCAUUUGGUUCUUGUGCCACAGUGUGAACCUCCACAUUUCACUCAUUAACCACGUUUAUGAGUUGGUAGCUGGAUACAGAGGCAACUCCCCCAAGCGAAACUCGCCGUAUAAAUUCUCUCGUCAAGGAACCUUGGAAUUGUCGCCUGUAGAAAAGCUGAUGCUAUUACACGAAUUCUUAAUCAAUUCUGGCCCUUGGUUGGUUUCAGAAUUCAGCGAAGUUAAAGCUGAUCUUCAAGAUGUUCCGAAACAGCGGGCGGAGAAGAUUGUUUCUUGUCUCUGUCUCUUGAUUCUGAGGUUGAUUGACGAGAAAAUCAUAGUUCUUUCAAAUGAUCACGCAGAUGACUUUGAAGAUUACUCACAAGACUUGCAGGUUUUGCUAUUCCCAUGGAUCGGCCGUGUUCCAGAGGCGCGCCGUCUAUAUUUCGAUGUAGCAAAGAUAAAAUAUGGGGGAGAUCCGCCUGAAAUGAAGGAAGAACCCUUACUAAGGUAUUCUUGGGGAGACGAUGAUGCGCUGCACAGCAUAGUUAAUUACGAGAAAAUUAUAGAAGUUUUCAAAGGCGCUGGAAUUCUGGAAGAAACCAAUCUUGAAUUCAUAUUGCCAUCCCGGAGACUCCUUGACAUUGCUAUCCAUGGGGGAUUGGAGGACGAUGAAGCUAUUGACGAAUUCUUCAGAGAUAUGGGAAUAAAGGCACCAAAAUUUCUGCAGUCUUCCAUCCAAUCCCAAACUCAAGCUUCAAGAGAGCUAUCAAAUUCUCCAUCAUCCAAAGAGAAUGAUUCGAGCGACUCAGAGUCAGCAGAAUUGACACGCGAAGAGAAGUUAGAGAUCUUCAUCAAUGGUCUUGAAGCUAAAAUUGGUGCCGCAAGAAAUCGACUUAUAGAAGCACCUCUUUUUUUCGACGAGCUGGAUGUGGUUGAAGCAUAUUUGCAAAGUCAUGGAGAGACUUUAAAAUCAAAAGUAGGUUGUUGUGACAUAUUCGGCAACUUAAGGUCAUACAUCCAGGAAUAUCCAUUGCCACAAGUGGAUGCAAGUGAAAUGCUCAGGGUGGCGAGCUCAAAGGUUAUACAGAAGAACUUUGAGCGGAUUAAAAGAGUCAAUUCCUCUAGAGACUACACGGAAAAGGCACCCAAAGUCGAGGAGGUGGCAGAGUCUGAAUUCAAUGAUGAGUUUCUCAAUGGCGAGGGCCAGUUUCAAGAGAAACACGACAAAAAGAAAAAGAAGAAGAAGAAGCCGAAGAAGAAGAAAAAGUAG